Auanema sp. JU1783 is the source of this 2031-nucleotide messenger RNA. The record is from the annotation of a GenBank genome assembly. NCBI's taxonomy places the organism in Eukaryota, Metazoa, Nematoda, Chromadorea, Rhabditida, Rhabditidae.
AUGACCACUGCUCACAGACCCACUUUCAACCCUGCCCGAGGAGGUAUGGGACGUGGAGAGGGAGAUCUCUCCAAGUUGUCCCAACAGUAUUCUUCGAAAGAUAUGCCAUCCCACACAAAGUUGAAAUAUCGUGUACCCGGACAAGGAACAGAGGAAGAACUCCGUCGCAGAGAUCUCCGCCGUGAACUCGAAGACAAGGAGGAAACUGCUCGUGAUAGAAAGCUUAGAGAUUCCAGCAGUGCCAAGAAGCCCAGACUUGAGGAAAUCUCUCAGGGUCCCACUGUUGAUGCUGAUGAUGAUGAACCAUAUGAUGAUGAUUUGGAUUCGGACGAUGAGGAUGACGAUGCAGAUAAUGCGGCAGAUAUUGCAGCCGAAUUAGAAAGAAUAAGAAAGGAAAGGAAACAAGAGAAGGAAGAGAUAGAAGAGAAGGAAAAAGAGCGUGAGGAAAAUAUUCGUAUGGAAAAUAUAUUGAGUGGUAAUCCUUUGCUAAACAAGGAUGAUUCUUCAGAAUUUAAAGUAAAGCGUAGAUGGGAUGACGAUGUAGUUUUCAAAAACUGUGCUAAAGGAAUCGAUGAGAGGAAAAAAGAGUCGUCGUUCAUCAACGAUGCUAUCCGGUCAGAAUUCCAUCGUAAAUUUAUGGACAAACUUCGUACUGGGAUUGACCAAAUGACUCUUCGUUUAUCCAGAAAGCUUAUUGUUUUUGUUGUAACAUUUUGCAGUUAUGGACUCUAUCACUCUAGCAGGAAAACCUUGAGUGGAGUUAAGUCAUCUGUUAAGACUGAUUGGCUAGAUAAUACGACACAUUUGCCGCUAUUCGAAGAUGAAACUGAAGCUAAGAACUUUUUGGGGGCUCUUGAUGCCAUCUUCAUGGGCUGCUAUGCUGCCGCUCUCUUUUUCUGGGGCUGGCUCGGUGAUCGUUUCAAUCCGAAAGUAGUAGUUGCAGUGGGGAUGAUAGGUUCUGCAGUAACUUUAACUAUGUUUGGUGCAGUACCUAAGUGGAUAUCAUACUAUAGCGUACCAUACUAUGUGUUCACAUACGUUUUAUUCGGAAUUGUCCAAGCUUGUGGAUGGCCCAGCGAAAUUGCAAUUAUGGCUAAUUGGUUCGGAGGUUCCAAUAGAGGGUUCAUCAUGGGAGUGUGGGCCGCCUGUCAGCCCGUGGGCAACAUAUUUGGGUCUAUGCUAACAGCAGUUGUUUUACCUUUUGGAUACGAAUACACUUUCGCUGUCAACUCUGCUCUUAUAUUUGUUGGUUCCAUUAUUGUACUAUUCGGAAUUGAUAGCAAGCCAGUAACUGGCCAUCAUGAGAUUGAUUCUGAAACAGGACACGGAAGAACUGUAACUGUAGAAUCUGAGGGCGAACCUAUUGGAUUUUUGAAAGCCGUCUUGCUGCCAGGAGUUUUGGCGUAUUGCUUAUGCAAUGCAUGCCUGAAAUUGGUAAAUUAUGCCUUCUUCUUUUGGCUUCCAUUGUAUCUGACUGAUGCUUAUAAUUGGUCUGAAGCUGAGGCUGAUCAAUUGAGUAUUUGGUACGAUAUAGGAGGUAUUAUUGGUAGUGUAGCUGGUGGAUACAUAUCAGACAGAAUGGGUUGUAGAACUCCAUUGAUUGUUUCUAUGCUUGUAUGUUCAUUAGGAGCUCUAAUGGUUUACGCUGAUAUUGGUGCUCAUAUGGUUUUGAAUGCCAUUGUUAUGACCGCGGUGGGAAUCACUAUCUCUGGACCAUACAACCUCAUUGUAGGAUCGAUAUCUAUCGAUUUAGGUUCACAACCAAUUCUAGCUGGAAACUCACAGGCUAUGUCAACGGUUUCUGGUCUGCUAGAUGGAACUGGAUCAGUUGGUAGUGCCCUCGGACAGCUCAUAAUUCCUCUUGUUCAAAAUUCAUUAGGAUGGAAAGCUGUGUUUUACCUUUUCAUUUCACUGAACGGAGUAGCAAUUCUUUGUAUUUUGAAGAAGUGCAUCUUGGACUUGAAGUCUUUACGUCGCUAUCCAACUGAGCACACACCUCUGCUCACUGGGGAGAAUGACCAUGAAGAUUAG